AUGCAGGUUGCGGAUAGAACCGAUGUGGGACUGGCGCACAUUUUUUGCCGCCGCCGUGACGACCCCGGAGAUGAGUCAAGCCUUCAGGUGCUCAGACACAGACAGACACAGCAACACGCGCGUCCCGAGGCUCAGACCAGCUACAGGCCGUGGGGUCAAAGGGAACGGGUGGCCAAGGUGGGGCGCGCCACUGAGCCGGCGCACGCAGAGACAUGCCAGUCCGACGGUCUGGCGCACCAGCAUCGCCCACGCCUCUUUGCGGUGUCCUUCCAAAAUGACCAACCUGCUGCCAGUCUCUAA
Messenger RNA from Protopolystoma xenopodis, 300 nucleotides. NCBI's taxonomy places the organism in Eukaryota, Metazoa, Platyhelminthes, Monogenea, Polystomatidea, Polystomatidae. The record is from the annotation of a GenBank genome assembly.